Molecule: messenger RNA, 615 nt
Organism: Camelina sativa (false flax)
Lineage: Eukaryota; Viridiplantae; Streptophyta; Magnoliopsida; Brassicales; Brassicaceae
Source: RefSeq, a predicted model, not a curated record
AUGGUUUGGAAGCCUAAGUCCGUUGAGAAGAAGCCAGAGCCCAUCAAGCAAAAAGAGUCCAUUAAUGAAGUCUCAAGCCCACAUACAAAUCAAGACAAAGAGAAGAAGAAUCUAGAUGGGAAGGAGGAAGUUGUCAAGCAAUGUCUCAAAAGCAAAAGUAAUCACAGCUGUUCCAAUGGAGAAAUUGUGUUGACCAAUAGGUUCAAAGGUUUAGAGGUAGAGGUGAUAAGGAUCAAAAUGGAGCUCAGUUCAGAAAAGUUAAUUGGGAAAUCUGCGAAAACUGCUGCUAAAAUCGAAAAGAAUGUGCGGCGCUAUGAUAUUGUGAAUGGAGCUACUGACGUUGAAAGGGCUCCAGAGGAUACUAAGAUAGACCAAGGAGACGAAAAAACUGCAGAAGCAUGUUUUGUUUUGAGAUGCUUCCAAGGAACUGCGACAGAAAUUGAUUGGUAUCCUAGUAAAUGCUUAACUCAGAAGAUUCUUAAGAAGAAGCCUAAGAAAGGUGCGAAGAAUGCUAAGCCAAUUACCAAGAAUGAAGAUUCUGAAAGCUUCUUCAACUUCUUCAAUCCUCACCAAGUUCCUGAUGAUGACGAAGACAUUGAUGAGGACAGUGUAUGA